Messenger RNA from Carya illinoinensis, 513 nucleotides. RefSeq lists its product as uncharacterized. The transcript has 3 exons. The record is from RefSeq and is a predicted model, not a curated record. Lineage: Eukaryota; Viridiplantae; Streptophyta; Magnoliopsida; Fagales; Juglandaceae. Bases 2 to 493 code for a protein of 163 amino acids.
GAUGCAGGGGAUCAUAAAUAUUACAUCAACCUAUGAUAGCAGAACACAUGACGUAGAAAGUUCUUUGGUUGCACGGGGAGAUUUAUGGAGGGUAGAGGCAUCACACGGCAGUUCUACAUCUGGAAAUGACAAUUCAUCUCUCUUUCUUGUCCAAGCUGGACCAGUGCUCUUUAUUCGUGAUACAACUCUUCUUUUGCCUGUCCAUUUGUCAAAGCAGCAUUUGCUUUGGUAUGGCUAUGAUAGGAAGAAUGGAAUGCACUCACUUUGUCCAGCUGUGUGGUCAAAGCAUAGAAGGUGGCUGUUAAUGUCAAUGCUCUGUCUCAAUCCCUUAGCUUGUUCGUUUGUAGAUUUACAGUUUCCAAAUGGGAAGUUGACAUAUGUAUCUGGAGAGGGGCUUACUACCUAUUUGUGGAGGCCAUCUACAGGCUCAGGGUCAAUAUCCAGGAGAAAUGAGAUUCAGCUUUUCUUGCAAGGUGAGAUCGCAAAUUCGUAACAAGCUAUGGAAAAAUAAUU